Moesziomyces antarcticus is the source of this 633-nucleotide messenger RNA. RefSeq lists its product as uncharacterized. The transcript has 3 exons. NCBI's taxonomy places the organism in Eukaryota, Fungi, Basidiomycota, Ustilaginomycetes, Ustilaginales, Ustilaginaceae. Bases 1 to 633 code for a protein of 210 amino acids. The record is from RefSeq and is a predicted model, not a curated record.
AUGUUGCUCUCGAGCCUGUUGUACCCUCAGUCCUCGCAACUUGUCAACUGGGGCCUACCAAGUGCUGCCAUCGAGGGUGCGAGCCCUCAAAAAAAGAAUCCAUCGGGUGCCGCCGAAAAGGCAACGCGGCUGGGCGGCUCGCCCGAGAAACCGCACGUCAAAAAGGCAUCGGCUCCAGACCAGCGCUUCCGGCGGCAAAGCGUGCUCGCUUGGUUAAGCGAUCUGCGCCCUCUCACCUACACGCACGCCCACACCCGCAGAACCAGGCCAUCGCAUCUAGCCUGGGCUGGCAAAACUGGCGCAGUCCGGCUUGCCAUGCACCAGCGAGCACGAGGUCGCCAUGCCGUGGCGCCGCCUGACCGCAGCCUUCACGGAGACGAGGCUUCCGAAAUCGGUCAUCACUCGCCGGGCAUCCAAGACUGCAGGCCGAGGGCGAACGGAGGAGGCGACGAUGGCUCCAGCAAAUUCUCCGACCCGGCUUCGAAUGGAGGCAGGCAUGUAGGCGAGUGGGAAACAGAGCGGCUAUGUAAUCUCGUCGAGGGCAAGCAGAAGGUGGGAUUCGGAAAAAAAAGCAUGUUCCGGCGCAGCGAGCCUUCGGGGCUGUGCUCGGGAGGUGCUGGUGGGAGUUUGUAG